This is a messenger RNA of Closterium sp. Naga37s-1, 1686 nucleotides long. The record is from the annotation of a GenBank genome assembly. Lineage: Eukaryota; Viridiplantae; Streptophyta; Zygnematophyceae; Desmidiales; Closteriaceae.
AUGUCGGAUGACUUUCACGUAGUAACGGAUUGCGAGGAGCAAAAUGUCAGCGCCGGUCUCGGUGCAAGCAGCAACAUUCUCGGAGAGUCUAAUAAAGGGAACAUUGCUCCAAACUCCAGCGCUGGCGGUGCUGGCGACGAUGCCGCGGGGAAGCCAGCGCGUAGCGCGCGGUUCUCAGAGAAAGUCGUCGAGGCGCGGACGCGCGAGUUAAUCGACGUGUUGGACAGCCUGCGCACCGCGGGAGAGGCGAAUCUCGAGUCGCUCGCGCUGAGCAACGAGUGUAUCCGGGAAGACGGCGUAGAUUGCGGCGACGACCGACAAUGGCGGUUGAAGGAGGAGGGAAAGGAGCAUCGAGUGUUGUACCGCAAGGGCCCCGAGGGCACGCCGCUGCACGAGAUCUGCCUCGAAGGCAUCAUCCAUGGCCCUCUUGACACCUUGCUGGCAGUGGUGUGGGAGGUCCCGUUCUUCAAAGACUGGUGGCCUCAGUUCAGCGUGCCGCCCUUCAAGGUGCUAGAGUCCAAAUUCGCCCACCGCAUCACUCCGGGCCUAGAACUCAGCUACCUCCAGUUCAAGUCGCCAUGGCCUUUUGCCACGCGAGAGCUGCUCUUUUUUGCCUUCAUGGUUCAGGACACUGCCACAGGCCUCUUUGUGGCCUCCGUGCUCUCGCCACCCGACGACAUAUCACACAUGGACCCCGAAACAGCAGCCCUGCACCCAUCCGCUAUCCCCUCUAUAGCUCCAGGCUGUGUGCGCAUGAGCGUGGGCGGCGGUUUUGCAGGCCAGGCCCUGGGGAGGGGGCGCAGCUACUUGCGAAGCAUGCCCUCGCCCCGUGUGUGUGUGCUUUGUCAGGGGCAAAUCCGGAAUGUAAUGAGGGAGGGCAUGACCUGGGGGGCGGCCGCUGCUACUUCCGGUGAGCUCUUGAGCGGUGCAUGCACGCUGGAUAUGAAGUUCGAUCUCAUGCCCCCCUGGCUCAUCAAUUUCGUUGCCAGGCAGCUAGCCGGCUCUGGUUACCACCAACGACCCCUUCACGCCUUCCUGUCUCUGCCCCACUCUCUUCCUGUCUCUGCCCCAUCAUCUCCCCUCCUCUCCUCCCCCAACAGCGGUGCAUGCACACUGGAUAUGAAAUUCGAUCUCAUGCCUCCGUGGCUCAUCAAUUUCGUUGCCCGGCAGCUAGCCGGCGCUGGUUACCACCUGCUCUGUCACGAGGUAGACACAAUCGUUAAAGCCACCGCUGCUGCUGCUGCUAGUGAAAAAUGCGACAAGAAAUGUGACAAGAAGAAUGGGCGCGGGGCGUUUCAGCAGCUUCUGGCCUCCGAUCCGGUCUAUGUGGGUCUGAGGAAAGCGAUGGAGGAAUACAGAAGGGGUAAGGCGGAGGAAGAGGAAAGGAGGAGGAGGGAAGGGAGUGAGGAGGAGGGUAGGUCGUUGAGGGAGUUGGGGGAGAAGGUGGAGGAGGAGGUGGAGCGGCUUGUUUCGUCUUUAUCUAAGAGGGAGAGUGUGCUCGGGCCUGAGGAGGCAGAGAAGGCUCUGCUACAGCUGGAGGCGGCUGCUGCUUCGGCUGUAGCGCUGACUCGACCUUCCGUCGAGCCUCUUGGUUCGCAGGCUAAGGACAGGUCCGGAAGCAGGGCCGCUUCCAAGUAUCCGAACCGUCACUGGCAGCACCAGCAGCGGCAGCUACGGUGUCAUUAA